This is a messenger RNA of Epinephelus lanceolatus (giant grouper), 13368 nucleotides long. RefSeq names its product nuclear factor I/C (gene nfic). Gene Ontology annotation, cellular component: nucleus. The record is from RefSeq and is a predicted model, not a curated record. Gene Ontology annotation, biological process: regulation of transcription by RNA polymerase II. Gene Ontology annotation, molecular function: DNA-binding transcription factor activity, RNA polymerase II-specific; RNA polymerase II cis-regulatory region sequence-specific DNA binding. Lineage: Eukaryota; Metazoa; Chordata; Actinopteri; Perciformes; Serranidae.
UCCCGAAAUGACACCGUUCCCCGUGCUCCCUUACACCUCCGGCCAUGCGCCCCACAAAAUGAUUAUGCCGAACUUUCUCUCUGUUUUUCCCCCUGCGGAGCAUUUUUCCGGGGCCUCAACUUUUCUGGCGUGUCAUCAUUUCUGGAGUUAACGCGGCAGAGUCAUCCGAGGCGACCACAGCGCUCUCUCUCAUAUCUGGAUUCUUAAAAAAAAAGAAGCCAGUGAAACAGCCCAGGAAAUGCAGCGUUUUCUGUAACCCGGAGGUACCGCUGCUGAACUGAGUCAGCGGGGAAGAGCAUGUAGAAAUGUGCAGGAACAAAUGGCGAGCCUCGGGAUGUUUCUGUUAACGCAAAGCCUGGUCUGAUUCAGCUGCUUCUCAUCAACAUGAUGUUUUCUCCUCUCUCUCUGUCUCAGGAUGAGUUCCAUCCGUUCAUUGAGGCUCUGCUGCCCCAGGUCCGUGCCUUUGCCUACACAUGGUUCAACCUCCAGGCCAGGAAAAGGAAGUACUUCAAAAAACAUGAGAAAAGGAUGACUAAAGAAGAAGAGAGAGCUGUCAAAGACGAACUGCUGGGGGAGAAGGCAGAGGUAAAACAGAAGUGGGCCAGCCGUCUUUUGGCCAAGUUAAGAAAGGACAUUAGACCUGAAUGCAGAGAAGACUUUGUCCUGUCAAUCACUGGGAAGAAAGCUGCAUGUUGUGUCCUGUCAAAUCCUGACCAGAAAGGCAAAAUGAGACGCAUAGACUGUCUACGACAAGCUGACAAGGUGUGGAGGUUGGACCUGGUGAUGGUCAUCUUGUUUAAAGGAAUCCCAUUGGAAAGCACAGAUGGAGAGCGGCUGGUGAAGGGCGGCCAGUGCUCCAAUCCAGUCCUCUGUGUCCAGCCUCGACACAUCUCUGUCUCUGUCAAAGAGCUUGACCUCUACCUCGCUUACUAUGUACAAGAGAGAGAGGCAGAGCAGAGCAGCAGUCCCAGUCGUACAGGAGUGGGUUCUGAUCAGGAGGACAGUCGAACCGCCACCAUGGAUGGUCCAGAGUUCCAGGAGAGUUUUGUGACAUCAGGAGUUUUCAGUGUCACUGAGCUGGUCCAGGUCUCAAGAACUCCAGUAGUCACAGGAGUAGGACCCAGUUUCUCUAUGGGGGAGCUCCAGGGUCAUCUGGCCUACGACCUCAACCAGUCUGUCAACCAGCCAGUCAGCCUCAGACGAUCACUGGCCAGCACCUCAUCCAGCGGGAGUAAGCGUCAUAAGUCUGGCUCUAUGGAGGAAGAGGCUGACAGUCCAGGAGGGGAGUAUUACCACUCACCUUCCUCUCCUGCCAGCAGCUCCAGGAACUGGACUGAUGACAUGGAAGGAGGUCUGUCUCCUCCAGUAAAGAAGGCAGAGAUGGACAGUCCCUCGCCCCAGGAAGACUCACCAAGACUGGGCUCCUUUACUCAGCACCACCGGCCAGUUAUAGCUGUUCACAGUGGUCUGUCACGAAGUCCCCACCCCUCGUCAUCUAUUCAUUUCCCGCCUUCGUCCUACUUCCCCCACGGAGCAAUCCGCUAUCCUCCUCACCUGGCACAGGACCCCCUAAAAGAUCUGGUGUCGCUGGCGUGCGACCCUGCCAAUCAAACCCCCAGCUCAUUGAAUGGCAGCAACCAGGUUAAAGUGCCCAGUCACUACAUCUCCUCCCAGAUGUUGGCACCUCCUGGACCAGCACCCUCCCUGGCUCCUCCCCCCUCGUCCCUCCCCAGGCCGACACUGUCUGCAGAGUCAAAGGCCACUACCACCUCCUCUGAUGGGGGAGCAAACUCCCCCACAUCACCCAUCCUGGUAUCUGGGCAACUGAGUGGACUCUGGAGGAAAGCUGAUUGUCACGACAGUACUGUCCUGGAGGAAGGGAAACAAAGUUGUCAAGACAUUGCCAGAGGAAAAAUAUAUUCCGCUUUGUAGAAGCAUAACAUGCGGUCAUACAUAUAUAUAAAUAUACAGUGUGAUAUAUUUCUAUAUUUGUAUGCACCCAGAAGAGACAGCCUGGACAGAAGAAGGAUGCUGCUCUCACGCAGCCAUUUUGCAGCCACAGAUUGAACUAUGCUAUGUGACACUAAAUGGUUCACACAAAUGGCCACUGACGCGAGGUGUGUUUUUUCAAGCGAAAGCUACGGAGCGACGCAGAUGUCUGGUCGGUCCAGAUGAACUGCAGACCAGAACCAGGCCUCAACACACCGAAUCCUAAGAAGCCUGUAACCUAACCAUGUUCCCAGGAUGAGGCCUGUUUCCCUGGAAUGGAUGUCAGCCUUUACCCCUGUACCCUGGGUCUCUACACUAAAUCCAGUAUAAGGCCUCCUCCCUGGGACAGACAUAGACCUCAUCCCCCCCUCAACACCCAGAAUGCCCCUCUCCGCUGCAGGUGCUGCUUAUAAUAUAUGCAAAUAAGCCUCCCUUUUUUUCUGAACCGACUAGAGAGAGAUCCUGUUGUUAAUAUGUAAUGUUUCUUUUGCACUUUUUAUUGUGUUAUUGAUAAGAAAAUUUAGAGUUCAGAGCAGUUUUUUUUCUCUCUUCCCACCAAAAGACAGAGGCUUUGUCUUUUUUAUUGACAAUCAUCAGCCUGAAACCAUUAAGUUGCUUUGCUAAGCUCAUGUUUUUAAGACUGAUUGUGCUUUUUUAUCAGAAAACAACAAGUAAUAGUGGAAUAAGAGCUAUAUUCAAGCCUCCUCCAACACAACACACAAUGCUACAGUUGGACACCAGUGUAGAGUUGGGCCCCAGUGCGACUGUGUUUAGCAGAGGGCGUCUUUUUACGUGAAUAUCCUGCUGCUUUCUUCCCCCUUCAGAUGCUGAUCAUUUUGUCAUGACAGUAGUUAUCCAAACAGCCAAAGGCACAGUGUUUGGAGGAGACGUGCACCUGCCUCAAAGAAACGGCGAGGACACGCUAAAACCAGGAUCACGUGGCAGCACAGCCAGCAGUAAACUGACUGCUGAACUCAGCGUGUUCGAAACUGUAGCAUGGUGUGGUGUGUCGUGUGUGUGUGUCUGCGUGUGUGCGUGUCAGAUUGUGAAAAUGGUUCCUGCAUUUACACACUCAUCCCUGCUCUGUUUUGAGGAGGUGUUGUGUAGAUUUUGUUUGUGUCUCAGAGAACACAGUGACGGGGUUUGUACUUGUAUGUAGGUAGAUUAGAGAGAGAUAUAGCGGGCAUUGCACUAUGAUUAAGUUAAUAAUGUGGCAUGUUACCAAGCUGGCAGGCUGUACUGUGUUUUCCUUGAAGUUGUCAGUGGUUAUGAGGACAGCAGGUCAUGUGCAUGCUGACUUGAACUGAGCACAAAAUCCAGGUUACUUGUCUAGCUCUAGAAUAAGUGGUGUUCUCGGAGGUGUCUCGAACUGUGUCACUAAAUCCCAACCCAACCUGAACGAUGAUUUGUGAAACGGCAACGUGAAAACGGUUUGGGCUGGGGUUCAGAUGAACACAUGGACAGGUUAGGCACAGUGCUAGGGUUGGUUUCAAGUCAAACCUUGAUGGUUUACCGACUGGCAACAAGCAACAAAUCAAGCAUUAAAAACCAGAGUUUGCUCGCUCUUUUUGUGUCCAACCAUGACACAGUAUUUGCAUUAUGACAGUGCUUUAGUGAGGCAAAGCAAUAUUCUGGCUUGUCACAGCUUAAUUUAGUCUGUAAUCUUUUGAAAGACAUUUAAUGGCUUAAAAUCUUUCAUGCCGCAUUUUAACUUCGAUUAAAAUCCUCUUAAAUGUUUAACAAGGUCAGCAUGUAAUAGAAUCCAAACAUGAAUCCCUGUCCAGUUUAAGGGAUAUUAACCACCCAGUCUGUGUGAUCUGAAUGCAGAAGCAGUAUCAAAUGAAACCGUAUCUCAUCGUUGAUAUUUGUUAUGUGAAAUUCAACGCAAACUCCAAAUGCAACAGUAGUAGAAUGUGUGCACUCUGGCCUUUUGCUAAUUUCGUGCACCAUCUCUCUGGAUAUAAAAAACACUGAAUAUAAAUUAGAUUUUUUAGGAGCUAAUAUUUUAUAAUCUGUGCCAUAUUUUAACCUCCAAGGCUUUGUAACUAUAAAGCAGACUGUUGAAAUGUGUUGCCUGGGGAUGUGGGUUGGUGUUUCUGUGUUGAGGUGCAGAUUGAACGGCAAGCAAAUUUUCAUCUCAUGUUAUUCACAUGAAUUUGACCACUGGAGUUUCUGCAGUCUGAAGACGUUACUAAUUGAUUUGGUCAUGUGCAUUUCCUGGGCAAAGAGAAGGGGGAAAUCAAGACAUUAUUAUUUGACUUGCUUUAUAAAAAAAGUGUCUUCCAGCUGCUUUGGAAGAUAAAAUGUAUUUCAAGGGCGAAACCAAAGUUAAAUGCAGUAUUUCCAACCACUGCUGUGGACCUGAUGUGAAUCAAGUGAAGAGGAGGAGAGCAGUGUCUGUGGAAAUAUUGGAUUGAUUCAUUGGUUUUUUAUUUUAUCGUUCCGGGCAGAAAGCAGACAUCUGUGGGAGCACAAAAAAAACACCUUUGAAGAUGCAACCUACUGGAGUCAAAGAUAACAUUUUGUCUUUCCCCUGAAGGUUCACAGAGUAAAUUUGGAGUGCGUGGUGGGGGUCACAAGUGGGUCUACACAAACAGACUGUACACGGCCUCACUAGUUUGCAUCUUGGCUGUGUGUGUGUUUGUGUGACGACUCUGAAAUCAGCAGGAACUCCAGUUUGGUCUCAUAUUUUCCUCCAGUUUUUCUUCUUGUCUCUUUGUUUUUGAUGUUAGUGUCAAACUGUGUUGGAAUAAGUGAGAUAUUUUUUUUUAACACAGGAGCAUCUCCAUGUGAUUUAGUGCUGCCUAGAAUUUGCGUCUUUCCGUUGACUCUGUGUGCAGUCAGGCCGUGUCUAUAAUUGGGUUUGCGUUCAUUCUGAACUCACGUGUCUUUUCAUUUUCCUUUCCCAGGGUUUGGGGUUAGUGUUAUCGUCUACUUGGGGUUCAGAUUUUAUACUGAAGGUGCUGAUAUGAGCUGGGUUUUGGUAGGGCGAGGUUUAAGGUUUGGUUAAAGUUGGCUUCAAGCUGAUGUAUACUGCAUGGUGCUGCCCUGGUCGCUGUGUUGACCUAAUGAAUGCAUGGCUCAAACUGAUGAUACCUCUCCCUCUUUAUCCUGCUCUUCCUCCUCCUCCUCGUCCUCCUCCUCCCCUUCCUCCCUCUGUACUCUGUACUACAUCAGACGGCAGUGGAUUGAAGGGCUCUCUAUUUCUUUAGAUUUUAAUAAUAGCCCUGUUAUUAAACUUCUAUUUUGCACGAUAUUUCAUAAAACACAUUAUGUGCCUUGCCUUUAGUUAAAGAACAAUAAUACAUUAUGGAAAAGUGAUCAUACUUUUCAUGGUACAGCUGGUAGAACUUAAAAAAAAAAAAAAAAAAAAAAAAAAAGCUGCAUGUGUGAUUGCUUGACAUUAACCAGUGUAGCAGGUACACCGUUUUAGGUUAAACAGUGGCAGUGUGUUGACUGCAAGCUGAGAUACUAGAUUGAGUGUAAGCUCAAAGAAAGCUUUCAUUAGCUCCAGCAGAGGCUGGGUUUAUCCUCUGCUACCAUCCCACUAAAGACACAGCAGUUUGUUUUUACAACGUUAAAGGAAAAGUCUGACAUUUUGGUCAAUACACUUGUUUGCUACCCUAGUCUGAGACACAUGCAAAGGAUGAUAUCUCUUUCACUGUAUCGUCCAGUGGCCUCCAGGCACUCAGUCCACACAGUGCAGACAUAUUUGGCUUGUAUCAGCAUGUACGAUUCAAUAUAUUGCUGGAAACAAGGUGAUAUAUUGUGAUUUUUAAUGCACCUAAAGGAAUUAACAUUUGCUUCACUAUGAAAACCAAAAAAAAGUAAACAAUUAAAAAUCUAGAUUGUUUUUUGAGAGUUGGUACAGCAUCACAAAACAUAUAUUUUGCUUACAGUUUGCCCUAUUAGCUUAGCUUUGUGCUAAGCUAAGAUAAGCACCCCGUAAUCUGAACUCAAGGCCCAUUUAAUACCUUUUCCCAUUACAUUCAACCACAUUUCACAGGUUUUAUCAGCUGAUUGAGUUGGCUCUAGUAUCAUCCUGUGGCUUUAAUUUGAAACUUUAGUCACAUGAUAACAAGUGGUCAUAUAAAGGGGAGAUCUAAAUCAUUAUCGUGGUUGCAAAUGUGCGAAUCCUAGGCUAGCGAAGGAAUUGCCCAACAUACUGUUUUACCUCUGAUUGGCCGACCCUGACAUUCUUACCACACUCCUCUUGACUAAACCUAACCAAUCCAACCAAGACAAAGACAACUAGUACUAGCCAAUCAGAGGAAGUGUACAGUAGGGCGAGUCAGUCCUUCGCCAUCCAAAGAUUUGCAGAUUUGCAUCUUGCUUCAAGGAUGGCAUCAGUGAUACGAUUGGCCAUCCAGAUACAACACCUGUAUCACAUAACCAAAGUCUAAUGCUUUGACAUUUUGAUCAUCUGAUCUAGUGGAUAUUGGUCCAAGGUCAAGAAUGAAGUGAACCCACAGACAUGCUAUCAUCUCAGUCUGGAUAAGAAAACAACUGUAUCACCCAAAAUGUCGGACUGUUCCUCUGAGUUUUGAUUUUUUCAGUGACAUCAUCCUGUCAUAACCAGGUGUUGAUUGCACUCAUAGAGCUGAUCUGGUUCAGUGGCUCUGCUGUUUGAAGCUGAGAUGUUGGCUGAUAGGUGUAUGUGUGUGCGUGCGUGUGUGUUACUGUGAUUGUGGACAUUGACAGUGUUGCUGUCUGUGACACAGUGUUGAAAAUGAACUAGACGUGUGUUGUCCCAAAAUGUGGACACCAGUGUGUGUUGUAAAUGAAACACUAUCGUAGUGUACAGUAUGGCUGCCGUGAAUCUGAAAAAUGGCACUUUGCGAAAGCAAACAGGUUAUUUCUGAACGUGAAGUCUGCCUGAAGUCCUGCCUAAAUGUUCAUAAUACAAACAGAAGCUGUUUUCAGCUCUGUCUACAUCCUGUUUUAAUAUUAAGUAUUAAAUACAUGCAAACACAUUGAUAGUAUUUAUUGCAGGGAGAAGUCUUACUACUAUAUUGUGAGUAUUUGUCAGGCGUUUAGCCAGUGUGGCCAAGCCACUCAGUCCCAUCUAAUGGAAACAUGUUAAACAGGUUCAGGUUUGGGCUUCGAGGCUCUGCAGCUCUAUGACUGGCCACUAGAACACCGUCCAUUUGCCUGUAUGAUGGCUUUGACCAUGUGACGAAUCAUGUGUGUCAAAAUACUACAAACGGCCAUAGAUGAGUUUUAUAUGGAUGCAUGCACUUAACGCUAUUCUUACUCAACUAAAAUUUUUAGGUCAUUUUUUAGUUAUUUCUUGAGUUAUUAUUAUGUUGCUUGUAGCAUUAUAGUUUUAAACACAGCAGUGUGUGUUAAAAUAUGUACAACAUGGACUUGUCUGUCAUAAAAAGGAUGUAUAGAAUGUUUAAGUCUGCCGUGUUUGUGCAUUUUAUUUAGGCUCGCUUAAGAUGGUGGCCAAGCCGCAGAGUAAGGGACCCAUGAAAUGGGAAAGAUUGUGUGUGGGCUGCUUAUGAAGUUCAGCCAUGUGAGUGAUGAAGAAUGAUGAACGGCAAAGUGGGAGAGAGACAAUCCUGAAAGUCAAGUUAAGUUAGGGUGAGCUGGAAUGCAUACCUCCGCUAGGGCUGCACGAUCCUCUAAAUGAAUUAUAUUAAUAACAGCCAGUGUUUGGGAAAAGCUGACCCUGGAUCAGAUUUAAGUACACAGUAACAGACACUGAUGUUGUGCUGAUAAGCAGGUGGCAGCAACGUUUUUAGAAUAACAUUGAGGCUUUGGAAGCAGAACAACGUGACCCGACCAGACCUGCCUCACUCAUACUGGGUGAGGUCUGUGGUAACUCAGUGGACCCUCUUGUCAGGACUCAGGAGUCCUGUUGGAAAUUAUGAGUCAAAGUGAAAGGUGCUUUAUAAGUAUAUAUAUUGAUUAUCAUGCUCUUUUCUAAUGCACAAAUUGAAGGAACUGACAGGAUUACAUUUCACUAGGAUUCUAUCUUUCAUUUGACAACUAAAUUCAGAAUUAAAAUAACAGUAACGACCACAGAUAAAUACCUGAAACGAUUUUGUUUCUCUCCCCUAGAUGUAAAAUCUGUUCAGCAGUGCAGAAUCAGAACCAGGAGCUGCUCGAUGGAGCCAUUAAUUCAGAACUUUACUGUAUGUCCACUGAAGAGCUAGAUUCAUAGAUACAAGGCCAAGCUGUAAUUAUAAUCUCAUGUUUGCACUCCCUCUUUCAAUCAGUGAUAUUUUGCCUGUAAUUAUGACCAUGGCGAUACAUUCAAGACUGUGUAACCAGUAACAACUGUGGUACUCACAUGGCUGCCACUUAGAACUACAGUCAGCAAGAUAGUUAUAACAUAUAAUCAGAUAUAAUGAUAUUAGCAAUUGCACUAUAGGAACCUUUAAGAAAAGUCAGAAAAAUAUUAAGUCACUUUUAGAGUAAAAUAAGGCAAGACAGAAUGAAGGACAACUAAAGUCUCUCCAGUUAAAAUUUAAUACUGCACAACCCAACAAAUAAAGCUUAAUUACCAUAUAUCACCUCUCUUACGAAACUCAAAAAAGACCACAGUUAGACAUGCAAAGGUUGUGUGUAUUGUAAUGCUGCGUUCCAGUCAAAGUCAGAAGUUUGAAUGUCCCGAUUUAAAUUUCCGACCUCCAAACGGACCAGGUGCACGAUGCCAGAUUUUACAAACUGAUGUUUGUUUGGCAAGUGUGCACACAAUUGCACUCUCCUUGCAUUAUGUAAAUGAAACAGAGGAAGACUGAUGUAUGAUGUAACAGACACCAUCAUGUAUUGUGAUCGUUUCGUAUUUUUUCUGGUAGGAAACAGUGUCCAGUUCUGAGUUGUCUGGAACGCAGCAUAAGGCUGAUGUAGUGGCUUCGUGGUUUGUGUGUCUCCUCCAGCUAAUUUCCAACAUUACUGAGCACAUUGUACUUUAGAAAUCCUAUUACUGCUUCAUAUUAUCUACCAGAAGCCCUACCUGAAGCCAAGAUAAAAAAAAAAGAUUUGAAUUCUAAACCUUAACUCGUGGAAAUGAUGGAAGCACUAUUUAAAAGCAGUUUUUAUUUCCUGGCUGUCAGGAGAGGUUUGAUUCUGUGUUGAAGAUGGUUAUGACGUGUGAAUCCUCUUCAUUUCUAUUCCUCUCUACUCUUCCCUCUGUCAAUGACUAGCAAUCUGUCAGCAGAACACGCACAAAGAAAGCCAAAUAGCUUCCCUGAAUCACACCAGCCAGCUGAGUGAAAGACUAACACUGUGUUGUGAAGGUGUGUCAGCUGUGCAGUGUGAUGUCUCUUCAUCCCAUUCUACAAAACGUACAAAAUGUACCAUAAAAUACCACCGCCAUGCCAAAAUGCAAUAUGUAAUACAAUUUGAUCAAACCGGCUCAGGCGAGGUAUAAUACCAUGCAGCUCUCAGUAACUAUGGCAACACUGUUGCCAAUCAAAGUGGAGCUUUCUUCCAACUCUUGUGAGAAGUGAAGUUAGAAGUCCAACUGAGGAAAUAACAAUAAUGACUGUGUUCAGAACAUUGGUAAAUUACCCAUCUCAAAUCAAACAUGUGAAAAAUGUCUUCAUCAAAAAACUCAGUUUGGAGAGAAAAUAGUGCACGUCACAUUGUCCUCUUCUCGGGUCAAAGAACGUUGGCAUGCAAACUUAUCACUUUCUCUGCUCUCUAAUAUACCAGCAGGUAAACAGCAUGAAAACUGUAAAAAAAAAAAAAAAAAAAAAAAAGAUUUCAACAAGCAGUGCCUAUCGUUUAACUGCUAGUUAUGUGUUGUUUUUUAUGCUGUGCUUUGCAGUACGUGUUGUGUUCAAACACUACAUGGUCGUGUGACACACUUCAGCCUGAGGGCUGGUGCUGCUCAGUAUUAAGAACAUCACCAGCUCUGACUAGUGGAGGUGGGCUGUGCAGGUUCUGAGGUAACAAGCCAUAAAACAACCCAAAGAGUUGAAGAAAAAAUCUAGAGGAAACACUGACAGAUUAUUAAUAAUGUUCAGUGGAUUCACCGUUCAUGGUUCUUUGUACGCCUAGGCUGGAUUGUGUUCAGGGACUAAAGCUCUGUCCUCUUUUCGCCUCCUUUCAGGGUUGCACUAGAAAAAGGCUGUCAUGUUCCAAAUGCAGCUCAAAGAUGUGGUGAUACCACUUCACAAAUAGGUUACCAAAGACAGAGUAGGGAACAAAUUAGCAACUUAAUGCUAACUGAUUAAUAAUUAAAGGGAUACUUAACCUCCAAAAUGAUUAUUUGCAUAUCAGUUAUUCACCCCAUGUAACAUUGAAUUCGCAAAAGAAACUUUGUUUUUCCUGCAUGCCUCCUCAGUGAAUGAAGAAUCCAAAAACAAGGGAAAGUCCUGAUGAAUUGAAGUAUAUGAGGGCCACAUUAAACAACAGCAAAACUAUAUCAAAACAUGUCUACAAACUCUCCCACAACUUGUGCAGUAUAAUCCAAGUCUCAUAUAUCCAGUCAUAUGCUCAGUACUUCUCAAACACAUACAGUUUCUUUAAAUUGUUACUAAACAUUCCUGCAAAAAAACGUAUCACGCACGGACAAGUAACGUGCCUGGGCUAGCACAUGCAUUUGAACUCUGCAGGUGCAUUCCACUGAAAUCCAGCCUCCAAGCUCGUUCAUUGGCCAGGAAGAGACAGGCGUGGGUGAGUGACAGCAGAACCCUUACCUGGGGACAUGCAAAAAAUGUAAAAAAAAAAAAAAAAAAAAAAAAAAUAGAAAUGGUGAGGAUCAGUUCAGCUUCAUUCCCCGCACCAUUUCCGUGCACAUCAACCUGUCCUCUAAAGACUUCCAACGGAAGAGUGCAAUAUGCAUUAUGAAGAAUAAUUAUAGUUAAAAUUAGCGAUAGGUAAACUUAGUUAAAACUAAAGUAAAAAACAGAAUAAAUCAUUAAUUGGUUAGGGGUUAGUGAUAAUAAGUUUAUUUGGGAAAUACUAAGUAUACGACUGGAUAAAUGAGACUUGGACUAUAAUGCAGGAGUUGUGUGAGUUUGUUUGAUGUUAUGCUAGCUUGAUGCUAUGCUGGACCCCUUACUUUAUUUCAGCAAAAAUUUUCUCCAUUUUUGGAUUCUUCGUUAAUGCAUGGCAUGCAGUAAAAACAUUUGGGGUUAGUGAUUGAUAUACAAAUAAUCAAUAUGGGGGUGAAGAGUUCCUUAAAUAAGUAUUAUCUGAAUAGUAUUGAAGAAUUAGCAGUAUAGUGAUCCAGCAAGAAGUUCCUUAAUCUGCUCUUGGAACAAUUUGUUAAAUAUGGCUCAUUAAUAUACAUCUAUUAUCUACUUUACGAUUGCUGAUUUAACUAUGCAUUCAUUAGCACUUUCUAAUUUCGUCCUAGUUGGGACUUCGGAUAUAUGUACCUUACAGUUUAGUGUUACUACCACACCUUUACGUUGCCUAAAUUUGGAGCCAUGCAUGAUGUGAGUAUCCCCAGUGUUAAUAAAGUAACCAACCACAUGGUGACGUGUUGAACUUGGUUGAAGCUGCUAAGUUGAUAUGAUUGUAGGUUUUUGUUGAGGGUUUGUUGAAAAAUCAGAAAUCCUGCUUACUUAUGUGGAAAUAUGCACUAUAGAAAUGGUCAGUUCCUAUAAAAGAACAUUGUCAACGAUCCUUUAAAUUUGUUGGCUCCGUGUUAAUUAACAAGUCGUUAUUCACUGGGGUAAAUUUUGGUGUUGGGUUCCCUCUAGAUUUUUCUUUGCUCUGUGGUACAAACCAAGUGCUGUUCUGACCACUGUCAGCACUGUAAGCAGAAAAUAACCAAACAAUGUUCGUGGACAUCUCCUGUUAAGACGCAUCAUAUCAGAAUCAGAUUGUGAUUGGCGGGUCAUGGUUAGUAUUGUAAGUAGCUGUAAUUUUUACCGAACAGUAGUACGGCUGGUAGGGAUAUCUGUUUGUUAGCUUAGCAGCUGCAGUUGAUCGGAUCUGUAAUUGAAUGCUAUGUGAGAUGGAAAUGAUAUAAACAGUUCAGUUUUGGGUGGUUCUGGGGAUGUUUUCAUAGAGGGCUCUUUUCUAUAAACUACUAAUGUUAUUCAGUACUCUACCCCACUGCUGCUGUUGCCUGAAAAUCUUGUAACUCCAAUAUAUGUUUCUUUUUGCUGUUUCUUACUUGAAUUUUAUUUUUUAAUGGCCCUUCAAAACCCUUUCUGUAAUUCAGACUCGCAGCCAUUGGAAAACCUCUGUUUAGUUACUGAAAAUCAGAUUUUGUAGAGUUUCCUGUGACAGUGAUGCCAUAUUGAUUCCCCUCUGUAUCCGCGGGUACAUUGCUUCUGCACACCGUUUACUCCAUGUGCUGAAGACAGUUUGUAAUGAACGAAAGAGGUGUUUCUCAGAGAACAUUUUGAUGCAGUCUCAUAUUUUAAGAAUUUUUAUUUCUCAUAAUGUUUCAGAUAUUAUAGUAAAGGACUGCUUUGCUUGCUUCCAGAUAAAUAUCCCUUACAUCAGAGAGAGCAUAGGCAUGAACAGCUUUCAUCAGUUAUUGCAUGACUACAGUCCACACAGACCACAGUCCUUUUCACAUUAAGAGGACAUCAGGACAUUAUAUCAUUCAUUAAGCUGUGGGAUACCAACAUUAAAUCUUUGAUUAUCAGUGAUAUAUGAUGAAAUCCCCCAAUACCUCAAAAUAAAAGACAAGGUUGAGGUGAAGCAGAGUGGCGCCCCCUGUCGUAAGUGUUAUUUUCUAUACUGGAACACCUUGGAGUGAAUUAUCACACCACGAUCGCUUUCCAAAGAACACAUUAAAGACUAUACCAGAACUUUCUCACUUAACGUGACUGAUUAACUUAAUAUUUGAUUUUAAAUGACACCUGACAGCCAAUCAGAAAGACGUAAUAAUGCACGACUUGGUAUCCCAGUAUAAGAAAAUAAUAGAUGAGGUAUGGGCCAUUUGUUUUUCAGACUGGGAGAGCUGGAGCGCUGAGAUGGUCACUGUGGAAAGGGCUGCUGCUCUGGACUGGAUGUAGUUUGUAGCAGCUUUAACAAGAGCUUUAAGUACUUUUUCCUUUGGGUGUUUUUCCGCUGAAGCUAAUGUUAAUAAUCAACCUUUAUUUGCAUGAUGUAAACUGUUCCUCUAAGACUGCAUUUAGACAGGGACAGGAAAUGAUGUCAGCACUGUGGCAUAGUUAUGUCUUCUCAUGGCCAUUUCAAACAGAAGUCACGGACUGACAGCUGUCUGUUCAAGGUUGGAUUUUCCUUUCCUGUUUGAAUGUCUCAUAGUUUGAGUGACAGCAGUGUUUCCGGCCUAAUGUUGUUCUGCUGUGGGGGAUAUUAACAUCUUUGAUAAUAUGUCAUUAUAACCAUAUUUAGCCAUUGCUGUCAGCAAGUGCUGAUGAAUUCAUUACUGGAAAUGAGUAUGUUUCCCUAUGCAAAAAUAUACCAUUAAUAAACAAGCUAUACCACAACUCA